UACACGCUGUAGCGGAGCUGCUUUUACUUUUCGAGUACUGACUGACAAUUCAUUCUUUCCGAGACUUACACACUAACCAUGGAGCCCUGAGCUCGACUGUAAGAUGUGUAAAAUCCACAUUUGCACCGAAGACUGGAGUAAUCCUCUGGCAGAAGUGAGCUAACCCACACAUGGCCUGCGAGUCGGCUUUCCGCGCCAUCAUGGACGAGCAGGCCCUCAUGGGACUGAACCCCAAUGCUGAUGCCUGCUACAGGCAGAGAGCGCUGGCAUAUUUUGAACAACUGAAGGAAUCGCAAGAUGGCUGGGAGGUGUGUGCUGAAGCAUUGGCUAAAGGCCUUUACAGUGAUGACCAUGUAAAGUUUUUCUGUUUUCAAGUUUUGGAGCAUCAGAUCAAAUACAGGCAUGGGAGUCUCACUGGGGCCCAGCAGCAGCUGAUUAGGGAGACUCUGAUGAAAUGGCUACAGUUACAGUUGAUGAGUGCACAGCCAGAAAAGCCGUUCAUCAAGAACAAGGCAGCGCAAGUGUUUGCUCUGACUUUUGUCAGGGAGUACCUGACACUGUGGCCCAAGUUCUUCUUUGAUGUGCUCUCUUUGGUGGGCCUCAACCCACACGGCCUGGACGUCUAUCUGCGCACUCUCAUGGCCAUUGACGCCGAGGUGGUUGACAGGGACAUCAUGCACUCGCCUGAGACAUUGGGUGAAAACACGCUGUCCAUUUUACAGGAGACGAGAAGGAACACACUGAUUAAGGACAACAUGCGAGAGACAUGCAUCCCGGCCCUGGUGGAGUCGUGGUACCAGAUCCUCCAGACCUAUCAGCGCAGCCACAGUGAGCUUACCUGCCAGUGUCUGGAAGUGGUUGGUGCAUAUGUCUCCUGGAUUGACCUAAACCUCAUCGCCAAUGACAGGUUUGUAAAUCUGUUGUUGAGUCAUAUGUCGGUGGAGGAGCUAAGAGAGGAAGCGUGCGACUGUUUGUUUGAAAUCGUCAAUAAGGGCAUGGACCCGGUGGACAAAACCAAACUGGUUGAAUCUCUUUCCCAAGUGCUGCAGAGUGCUGGCUUUUUCAAUGUGGAGCAGGAGGAGGACGUAGACUUCCUAGCCAAGUUUUCCCGCCUGGUAAAUGGAAUGGGUCAGGCCCUGGUGUUGAGCUGGACCAAACUCACUAAAAUGGGAGAUAUGAAGGUUUCAGCAGAAACGUUGCAGGCUCUAGAGGCCAAAAUCCCAAUUAUGUUACAGCUGCUAAUCCAUGAGGAUGAUGACAUUUCAGCCAAUAUAGUGGGCUUCUGUUAUGAAUACCUGCAUGUUCUUAAACAGCUUCCUGUUCUUACUGAUCAGCAGAAAAGUAAUACUGAGGCAAUCAUGCUGGCUGUAAUAAAAAAACUGACGUAUGAUGACGAGUACAACUUUGAAAAUGAAGGUGAGGAUGAGGCAAUGUUUGUUGAGUACCGCAAGCAGCUGAAGAUGCUGCUGGACCGCCUGGCACAAGUCUCUCCCGAGUUGUUACUGGAAUCUGUGCAUAGAGUAUUCACCAGCACCAUGCAAAACUGGCAAACAGCCCGUUUUAUGGAGGUGGAGGUGGCAAUCCGGCUCUUCUACAUGUUGGGAGAAGCCCUGCCUGCAUCACAUGGUGCUCAUUUUAGUGGCGAUGCCACCAAGGCCACCACUCUGCAAGAUAUGAUGAGGACGCUCAUCUCUUGUAGAGUAAGCGAGUACCAGCACACAUCUGUCACACUGGAGUUCUUUGAGACAGUUGUUCGCUACGACAAGUUCUUUAUCGUGGAGCCACAGCACAUUCCAAAUGUCCUGAUGGCAUUCCUGGAUCAUCGGGGUCUGAGGCACAGCAGUCCAAAAGUGCGCAGUAGAGUGGCUUACCUUUUCUCCAGGUUUAUCAAAACAUUACAUAAACACAUGAACGCCUACAUCGAAGACAUCUUAAGCCGAAUACAGGACCUGCUGGCUUUAACUCCCCCUGAGAACGGUUUUCCUGCUUUACUGAGCAGCGAUGACCAGCUGUUCAUGUUUGAAACUGCUGGUGUGCUGAUUGUACACGGUGAAAGUCCAGCUGACAGGAAGCAGGUGCUUAUGCGCAGUCUGCUCACACCGCUUAUGGAGGCGUUUCGUCUGCUGCUCGCCAAGCUUACGCAGGAGAGUGAUGAAGAUAGACAGACUGCACUUGCCGAUUGCCUCAGUCAUGCCGUGGGCUUUGCCAGCCGCACCAGCAAAGCUUUUAGUAACAAGCAGACAGUGAAGCUUUGUGGCUGCUCUGAGGUGUAUCUGGACUGCCUACAGACUUUCCUGCCUGCCCUAAGCUGCCCUGUCCAGCGUGGAGCCCUGCGCAGUGCCGUGCGCUCCUUCCUCCACCGCAUGAUCAUCUGCCUAGAGGAAGAGGUGCUGCCCUUCAUCCCCAGUGCUAGCGAGCACAUGCUAAAAGACUGUGAGCCAAAGGACCUGCAGGAGUUCAUUCCGCUCAUCAGCCAAAUCACAGCCAAGUUCAAGAGUCAGGUGUCUCCGUUUCUGCAACAGGUCUUCAUGCCCUUGGUCAUAGCCAUUUUUGAGGUUUUAGCUCAGCCAGCGGAGGAGAAUGACCAAACUGCAGCACUGGAGAAGCAGAUGCUGAGGAGAAGCUACUUCACCUUUAUACAGACCAUCGCCAGCAGUGGCAUGAAUGAAGUCAUGGCCAAUCAAGGUGCUGAAAACAUCGAGCGUGUACUGUUUACGAUCAUUCAGGGCGCCGUGGACUUCCCUGACCCUGUGGCUCAGAAGACCUGUUUCAUAAUCCUCUCUAAGCUAGUGGAGCUUUGGGGUGGUAAAGACGGCUUGGUUGGGUUUCCAGACUUUAUCUACAAACACAUCGUCCCAGCAUGCUUCAUGGCUCCUCUUAAACCCACAUUUGACCUAUUAGAUGCACAAACGAUCCUGACAUUGACCGAGUGUACGCUGACUCUGAAAAUGAUUCAUCUCAAGAGGGGGCUGGAGUUCAUUCAAUUCCUGCAGCAGGAGUACUUACCCUCUCUGCAGGUCUCACCUGAGAUCACACAGGAAUUAUGUCAAGUGCUUCAGCAGGCUGACUCCAAGGUCUUGAAAAACUACAUGAAGGCAUUUUUUCAGCGAGCAAAACUGUAAGCUCUUGCUGAACAGCCACUUCAAACAUAGACAGAGCUUAGCAUAGAAGCUGCUUUUGCACUUAAAGGGAGAAGCUUAAACCACCAAGGCCAUCCCCACCGAAAGGGAAACAUAGUGCUGAACAGGAAUCAGAAGGCCGAGCCAUCACCCAGCAUUGACCUCUGCCAAUCAGAGCCACGCUCUCCACCUGGAAUUGAGGAAAAACGUCAGUGAUUGGCCAAUUCGACAGGGCACAGCUAACAAUAGACCGCUGCAGGAGGAGGCGUUUCGGAGUGACAGAUCUGCCCUAACGUUAUCCUUUUCUAUAUGAAUAAGGAAAUAUGAGCUAUGAUCUCAGUCAAGUUUUGUAUUUGCGAGAGAGCGCUUUUGUGGUUUUACAAACGUGUAGGAAUUAAAACUGUAGAGCAUUUAAAAAAGAGAUGAUGUUUGAGUGAUUAAAACAAGUUUAUGUAAUUUGUUAUUGAGCCAUUUAAAUUUUUUUAUUUUAAACACGAUGAAUAGAAAGUGCUUUUCAUUUUGGCCCUUUGGUUCUGAAACGUUUGCCCUUUGUUGUUGGUCAGGAGUGACAAAAAUGAUACAAAUUUUAGUUACAUGGGUUGGGAUCUACUUUUCUGUUGUGGAAUAAACCUUUUUUUGUGUCUGCAUACAGAACGUGAAAUUCAGUGUAAGCCGUUAAAUCUCUCAGCGGUCUGUUAAUGCGGUUGAAUAUCGUUUUCAAACUGGGAAACAUGUCAAGGCUUAUAUUUUCAACCUGCUUAUUGUUAUGUAAUCUGUGUUAAAGCUCCAACUCUACUGUAUUAUGCAACAUUUGCUUUUACAUCACUGCCAGUAUGAGGGCUGACCUAGUAGGUCUGUGUUUUUUUUGGAUGAUCCAGCUGAUGUAGUGUGACAUUUCAGUAAGUGUGUGUGUGUAUACAUAUCACAUACACAUAUAUUUACUAGUAAUAAACAAAAUAACUAACAGGACUAUGGUUUACAAAGCUUUACAUGGUGGCUUGUGUGUUGCAGAUUGCAUGUUAUGGUCUGAAAAUGUAGCAAAUACUGCUUACAUAUAGUCAAUGUUAAGCUAAAUUAAGAUGUACACAUGGUUUUCUGUCAUGUUAUCUAGGACCCUGCAAUCUGAUAUGCAUUGAACCAUUCAGAAUAAAAAAAGAAGAUAUACAUUAUUGGAAAUUACAAAUGUUCUGAACAGAGAUUGUUCACUUUAUUUAUUGCAUCUUCCCCUAAAUCCAGUUGUGCUUCUAUUUUUAAUAAAAGGGAAGAUGCACAAUGAUCAAAGCAGCAGUAAAGUUAUGAGUGACAUGGAUGAAUUAAAAUACAGUUUAAAGCAAUUUUCAUUUAACACAUUUUUUCACUUACCUUUCAUUUAUCUUUGCUUCAUUGUAUGUAAAAUGCCAGCACACUCUCACCUUAUUAAAAAGGUCAAAUAUGUAUAUAGUUUUGUAUUCAAGUUAUGAAAUAUUUUUUAAAACUGGGUGGUCCGGAAGAGCACCAUUAAACAGAUUUUGUAGGGUCCUACUGAAAUACAUUGUUAAGCUUUGAAAAUCCGGUCUACUUUAUUAACAUGCAAUUUGCAAAAUACUAACCAACAUUUUGUUCAGUGUUAGAUUUCUGUCUUAGGUAAAGCUAAUAAACUAAACUGAUGUUAUAACCAAUAUGCAGCGUCAAAGUCCUGUCUCAAAUAUCAGUCCUAUUGACCUUUAGCUCCUUUGGUCUAUUUGACCAUAUUUCACGGGCGGCAAGGUGGUUAAGUGGGUAGCACUGUCGCCUCACAGCAAGAAGGUCCUGGGUUCGAUCCCCAGGUGGGGCGGUCCGGGUCUGUGUGGAGUUUGCAAGUUCUUCCUGUGUCUGUGUGGAGGACUUGCAAGUGAGGUGAAUUGAAGAUACAAAAUUGUCCAUGACUGUGUUUGAUAUAACCUUGUGAAAUGAUGAAUCUUGUGUAAUGAGCAACUACCGUUACUGUCAUGGAUGUAACCAAAGGGUGUAAAACAUGACGUUAAACAAACAAAAUUUCACAAUUUUCAGACCACUUCUCGACUGCAUUUUGCAUCAUCUCUUUCACACGACAGCCACCAAACUGAAAGGCUUGGAGCUACCACCUGCUUUUUCAUGCAAUGUUAUUGGCCAGGAUAAUGCUCAAUUGCACAAGCUCACACAUGUCUGGGAUUGGCUGGGCAGUGCAUGAUUAAAAUCCUAAAUACGAAGCCAAUCAGCUUUGUCUAGUCUGGACUGAAGAUCCCUUACUACCUCUCCUAAUAAAUGUUAAUAUGAAUUAAGAUUGUUACAUAACUUAAUGGUUAAAAUAUAACUUGUUAACAGUUUUACACUGUAAAGGACAGACUAGGCCACAUUUUCCUUAAACUGGACUGAGAGCUGUGGUGUUCACGUUUAUUACAAAGCCUAAAAUGUAAAGUCACAGGUUUGUGGGAGUUUUUCAGGUUAUACCAGAAACCGUCAGAGAAACAGAAUCAUAUGUCAGAAUCAGAGUCAUAUGUUUGUUUAAAUACAGAGACAAUGCCAAAAUUAUAAGCUGUGUGUGUUUACUGUUAAGUCAGUGGCUUAAUUUUAUCAUAAUUCUUUCGGUUGCUGUGCAUAGGCAUGUAUACAGCUGUUUUGACACAGAUAGACCUAAUCCUAAAUUGCUCCCUACUGCUUACAUCAUUGUACUACUACCUUGUACACAGCAACGUUGCUUCUACCCUAUAUGCAGUGCACUAUGUAGCCAAUAUAACAUGUAUGUGAACUAUUCUUUUAAUGAACCUUAAGAGGCACAGUGUUCUGGAGUUGCGGUGUCUAAAUCCCCAAGGUUACACGUCACAGACCAUUUUGAACCAUAAACUAGCAAGUUGUUUGUCGACUUAUUUCAAAACUACUGUGCGGGACCUUGAACAGAUAAGGUGCAGAAGUUCAAAAUGUACUUUAUUUUCCAGUCUGCUUAAUGUAAAGUAAAUUAUAUGUUGUAAGCCACCAUGCCCUGAUAUGAAUGUAACUGUAAUAAAGAUAUAGUAACCAGCUCUGUAAAUCCAACUGUAUCCCAAUAGAUUUGCUGAUGAAUGAUAAUUAACUUUUCCCCAGUAUUGAACACUCAUGAACCAUGACACACAAUGGAACCCAACUACAAACCCAUAAAACAAAUAUAAAUUAAGUAGAUUUAAUUAUAUUUGGAAUGUAUGCCAAUACUUAUUUUUGAUAUACCUUUACAUCUUUGUCUUUUUGUCACUACCAAUAAAGUGUAUCUAAUCUCA
Messenger RNA from Trichomycterus rosablanca, 6367 nucleotides. RefSeq names its product exportin, tRNA (nuclear export receptor for tRNAs) (gene xpot). Gene Ontology annotation, cellular component: nuclear pore; nuclear matrix; cytoplasm. Gene Ontology annotation, molecular function: tRNA binding; small GTPase binding. Gene Ontology annotation, biological process: tRNA re-export from nucleus. Lineage: Eukaryota; Metazoa; Chordata; Actinopteri; Siluriformes; Trichomycteridae. Bases 171 to 3122 code for a protein of 983 amino acids. The record is from RefSeq and is a predicted model, not a curated record. The transcript is spliced from 25 exons.